Daphnia pulicaria is the source of this 657-nucleotide messenger RNA. Its product is annotated as tetraspanin-2A-like. Lineage: Eukaryota; Metazoa; Arthropoda; Branchiopoda; Diplostraca; Daphniidae. The transcript is spliced from 5 exons. The record is from RefSeq and is a predicted model, not a curated record. Gene Ontology annotation, cellular component: membrane. The coding region runs from base 1 to 657 and encodes 218 amino acids.
AUGAACGAAGAUGUAAGUCUCGUUGAAUUUGCUGACGGAAUUAUUGAGUCAACAUCCGUAAUAUCCGGUGUCGAGAUAACUGGCGUUGCGGAUGAUCAUGAUGGUGGCUGUGAUGACUUGAAGGAUCGGAUCCAUAUGAGCACCGUAGUGGACAAGAGGAACAAAUGGACCACGUCAUCGAAAUAUUUUUUGUGCGUCUUCAAUGUUGUCUCCUUGGUACUGGGCAUCGUUGUGUUGGCCAUGGCCAUUUACAUCUUCGCCGAAUGGACAUUGAAACAUUACAUCUACGAAAUGGAAGCGUAUUUCUUUUGGACGGGUCCCUACAUUUUGAUGGCGUCGUCCAGUUUGACCAUUUUCCUUUCCUUCUUCGGAUGUUGGGCAACCGUCAACGAGAAUCCAUUCCUACUCACUUUGUUGGGAUGUUGCGAAGGUAGCGGAUGGCGAGAUUAUUCCGAUAAUCAUAUGGAAAUUCCACACGAGUGUCGCAGUCAAAUCACCGGGAACAUGCACGUUUACGGUUGCGGUAUCGUUUUCUCUGAUUACGUCGAGCCACUCAUCGGUUGGAUGUGUGGCAUUGCCAUUCUACUCAUCGUCCUACAGAUUUUCGCCAUAGUUGCAGCUGUGCAUCCUUCGCCGGAACGUGAGAAUCGAAGAUAA